Messenger RNA from Cavia porcellus (domestic guinea pig), 9445 nucleotides. RefSeq names its product protocadherin gamma-C3. The record is from RefSeq and is a predicted model, not a curated record. The transcript is spliced from 4 exons. Gene Ontology annotation, biological process: homophilic cell-cell adhesion. The coding region runs from base 4861 to 7659 and encodes 932 amino acids. Gene Ontology annotation, cellular component: plasma membrane. Gene Ontology annotation, molecular function: calcium ion binding. Lineage: Eukaryota; Metazoa; Chordata; Mammalia; Rodentia; Caviidae.
GACGCAGAGAUCUUAGCAGGCUUUGAGAAACGCAUCAGAAGACGGCAGGGUCUCUCUCCUGCAAUCUGUCCCAAAUACUUUGCUUGGGACGUCAGAACGUUUAAUAAGCCUGGUUGUGAUGCUGCCCUUUCUUUCCAGCGCACAUUUGUAAUUCGGAAGGAGGGAGCAGCUAGGGUAUUCGGAUCUGAGCAGCUGCGUGGAGAAGUCGGCCAUGCUGGAGGCACAGGGAGUGCAGGAAGCGCUGUUUCCCUUCGUGCUGCCUCUGUUCAGCCUGGAGAACUAUGCGGCAGAUAUGCUGUGAGAUUCCUGAAAAGAAGCUGAGAUCGGGGAUCUUGCAGAAGAUCUGUGCUUGGUGACCAGAAACUACAGGUGAGUGCUGAGAACGGUCCAAGCUAAGUAAAGAGAGCAAAGACCAACCUGAAAAUGACAGGAUGGAUAUAGAAGACAAGGGAAAUUCCUAAACUACUUAAAUUUGAAAAUCAAAUUCAAGGGCUGGGGAUGUAGCUCAGCGGCACAGCGGCUGUCUGGCAAGUGUGAGGGAAAAAAAAAAGAAUAUCAAAUUCACUGAAAGUUGUAUAAAAUUUUUUCAUAUAAACAUAUCAUGGUAUAAAUGAUCCCAUAAUGGUUUUUGGUACAGACAUUUGUUUUGAAGAUUCUGGAAGAGAUCGUCAACAGCAGUCUGUGGAUUUGGAUGCUGGCAGUAACUCUCUAUAAAUUUAUCGAUUAGUUUCAAUAAUCAUCUGUGACCCUUAGAAGGAAAGCAUCAGAACAAUAAAUAUUCUGAAUUGUUAUAGAAGAAACUGCACACAGGACCAGAGCUGCAACUUUUUAAUGGUGGGUAUGGAACAGAACAACUCAGGGCAAGAGAGAAGCUGGGAUGCCGAUUUUAAUCCUUGGAUAUUGAACCACAAAGUGUACAGUGAACCACCCUAUAGGGGAGCCUGCCCUUCACCACCUCUUCUGCACUUUGAUUGAUUUUAAUUGACCUUCAUUAACAUGAUGACAUGCUUAGAGUUCUCUUACACUCUCCACCCAACCUCACAAAGUAGAUAGAAUAUAGCUACUGCCCCCAAAUUACAGCAAUGCUUAAUUUAAAAAAAGAAUGAAAAAGAAAAAGCCAAUAUUAACAGUAAGGUUAAAAUGGGGGUUAAGGACUACAGUGCACUGCAGGUGUCUGUCAGCUGGGUGUUUAGUCCUUUUAGAAUAAGACCUGUGGUUCUGUAACCAAAACAAAUGAAUUGAGAGCCUGGUUUAAGUAGAGCUGAAAUUUUUGUAGAGAGGAAUGAUACCACUGAAAACAAUUUUCAUCCAAGAACUACUACAUACGUGUUACUUUCUGAUGGAAUUCCACACUCUGGAAGCAAACUCUGAAGUACAACAUCACCAUCAGAGCCACCAACAAGGACAAACUGCCCCCUCCUUCAGGAGCACAAUCAUCACCAUGAGUAUCAUUUGUAUCAACAAAAAAACGUACUCUAGAUUUCAGAUAGGCUACCUGUUCAAUCCAUACAACAGGAACACCCAUCCAGGCCUCUGUCCCAUAUCUCAGUGCUUCUGACAGAGCUUAGAGUUUGCUCCCCCUCCUAUUUCUUCCUGAUCAGCAACCUGGCACUGAGGAGUACUGUCCUGUCAGUGAGGGCAGACAGUGGUGGUGUUUGUGGAGACUACUUUUGAUCUGACUCUAAAAGUGGUGAAGACAGUUUGACUGUCAUCUUGAGACUGCCGCUGAUGGUGGGUAACUGCCAAGAAAAUGCAAUGGAGGAUUCUAUGCCAGGAGUUGCAGCUGGGCAAGAGCCUUUGGGACACUUCACUGUAUGCAUCCAUGUAGAAGGCAACUGGGUCACAAGGGCUCACAGUCCUAUCAUGUGUUUCAGAAUACCUAAGCUGAGUCUUCAACCUAGAGAUACAGAAAAGCUAGCUGUGCACUGCAUUGUUGCAAGUGACAGAGCCCAUAGAAGUUUACUGGUCCUUUAUGCAAAGGCAAAUCAUGCUGCCCCUGUCUAUGCCAAGAGUUUGCAGGCAUUGCUGCUGGAGCUGACACCGCCAGCACCCAUGGAGAGGCAAUAGAGCUACAGUUUUAGCUGAUAAAACUGGCAUUGGCGUUGGUCUCUGUGUUCCUCCUGACAGAGACUCUGGCCAUCAGCUUCUAACUCCAAUGCUGCUCUAUCCAGAUGCUAGAAGCUGCCUUCAUCCUGUUUUUGAGCAAAGCCUUCAUUUGGAGUUGCCCCCAACAUAAAAGGAGAGAGAUCUUCCAUGUUUGUACAACAUAUGUGUGUCUUCUAUUAUCUUAGUUUCUUCAAAUUAACUCAAGAAACAUCUUUCAACUGGAUGUUCUCUAUAGUAUCACCAAUGAAGCAUAAUAUGUACACUACAUUCAAAUGUGUUCAUGUGAGUUUUAAUAUUUUUAUUUAGUACAUACUUAUAUAAAUAAUUCCUGUUUGUCUUUUGUUGUUGGAGGUCAGGAACUCCUCAAGUUUAGUUGUUAAUAUUUAUGUGUUUUGGUCUGACUCAUCAGCUUACAAUUCCUUCGAGGAAAAGUGUGUGUGCAUUAAUGUAUGUUCUGAAAAAUUGUUUCCUGUUAAAGAAUUUCUUCCUUGAAAUAUUGAAAAUCUGUCACAUCUUUAAGUUCUAUCCUUGGGGUUCAUUUACUUGUCUUUCAGAAGCUGAUAAACUGUAAAUUUGGUUAUACAAGAAGAAAAAUGUUCUCUUUCCAAGCACAUUCUUGUAGCUUUUUAAAUCUUUUUUUUUUUUUGGUACUGGAGAUUGAACUCACAACCUUGCACUUGCCAGGCAGGCAUGUAUGCCACUGAGCUAAAUCCCCAGCCCUUUUCUUUCUUUUCUCAUUUACUAACUUUUUAUCAGCCACAGUAUCUAUUAUUGGUUGCCAGUAUGGGGCUCCAGUUGUUCCUGAAAAUGCCAAAUUCUGGGGUGCACAUACCAUACUUCUUUAAUUCUUAGGUAAAGAUAAAUCACUCUAAGUCUGAACAUUUUAGUUAGUAAUCUUUUAUUAAUACUGCAAUGAGUAAAAGGUGGAAGGCAAUGUCCUAAUCUUUCUUUGUAGUUAGAAAAUAUGGUUAUUUAAGAAAACAAACUUUUCCUCGGAACAAUAUUGUGUGAUUUUUUAGGGAGGCCUUUUUGAGACAGAGUUUCACUAUGCAGUUUAAGCUGGCCUUGAACUCACUAUGUAGCCCACGCUGGCCUCGAACUCACAAUCAUCCUCCUGCCUCAGCCUCUUGAAUGCUGCAAUUAAAGGCAUGUUCUACCAUGCCCAGAAAUAUUGUGUGAUUAUAACAGAAUAACAUGUUAUCCUGAUAACCUGCCUAAGAAUAAGUGGCCUUUUUUCUUUCCAGUUAUGAAGACUAUCACAACCUCUCUGUGUCUGAAACUUGAAAUCUAAAUUAUGUAUCAAUGUCACAUUUUCUAAUGAAAUUUCGAGAACAUACUAUUGGUUUAUUCAAAAUAUAUUGCCUUAGGUUGAAUUUAAAAACUUAACUCUAUAAAGAUUCACAUCUGGGCAAGGAAACAUUUGCCUGUAUUCCCAGAAACUCAGGAGGCAGAGGCAAAAGGAUCAAAAGUUUGAGGCCAAUGAGACCCUGUCUUAAAGUUUUUUAAAGGUUUGUGGCAUAGCUAGUGGUAGAAUGCUUACUUAGUAUGAGCAAAGCCCUAGACUCAAACACUAGUACUAAAAAUAAAAUAUAGAUAAAAUGUAGUCUUCAAAAUCCAAUAAUUUUGGAUAUUCAAAUAAUGGAAAAGAAAUUAGGUAGACAAUCCAAAAUUUUAAAGUCUGCUUCACAGUCUAAAAGUUUGUUUUUCCUUCCUUCCAAUCAUUUUUUUGAGACAGGGUUUAACUAUGCAAUUUGGGCUGGCCUUCAACUCACUUUGUAGACCAGGCUGGCCUUGAACUCAGCGAUCUUCCUGCCUCAGCCUCCCAAGUGCUGGGAUUACAGUUGUGUGCCACCACACCCAGUUCUUCCAAUCAUUUUCAUCCUUCAAAGGGCAGUUCUUUUAUGUGGCCCAAAAAUCUAUCAUGUAGUCAAACUAUGCAACACGAAAAACAGAGGAAUGCUUUUCUCCCCUUUGUAAUAUUAAAGCACCCUUAAAUGUUAUUCCCCAAAUAGCAAAGAGAGGAAGCUGACACUUGGAAAUAGUGAUUCUCCAGCAUUUGAAAUUUAGUGAUGUUAGUCAGGUGUGGUGGCAUACACCUGUAAUCUCAGCACUCAAGAGGCUGAGGCAGGAGGACCACUGCAAUGGGGCCAGCCUUGGUUCCAUAGUGAGUUUACGACCAGCCUGAACUACAUAGCAAGACCCUGUCUCAAAAACUAAAAAAUAGCCAGGUGUGCUGGUGUAGCACUGUAAUUCCAGCACUCGGGAGGCUCAGGCAGGAGGAUUGGUGUAAGUAUCAGUACCAACCUGAACCGCAGAGCAAAAUUCUAUCUCAAAAAUACAUAAAAAGAAAUUUUAUGACGUUUAGAUAUGUUUAAGUAAAUGGACAUAGCGUCUUGACUUCAUACAUAUACUGUAGAACGAAUAUUUCUUUGACGAAAACCUAUCAGGUUACUGAGUUUUUCUAGGAAUGCAGUAACUGGCUAGGACUCUGGGCGUCGCUGUUCACCAAUCUAGGGGACAGGGCACUGAGAAUGCUCCCAGUUUAAAAAAAAAAAGGCGGAGCGAGGAGUCUUGUGCCUCUUAAAACCUCCAUCACCACCAGAUUGAAAAAUUUAUACCGGAGGCUACCCAAACAGUUUUUCUGGAAGACUCUCCAUUAGAAAUUAUUCUGAAAGUUGAGUUAAUUUAGGCUCUGAACAGUAGACAAAGGAUACCUUUAUCCAGUCUCGGAAAAAGCUACGAAGCCAGAGAGCAAUGGCGAUUCCGGUGAAGCUGACCUGCUGCAAUGUAUUGAUGCUGCUGUGCCUUUUUCUGGGGCUACUUUUGGAAGCCAGGGCCGGGAGUAUCUUUUACUCAGUGCCAGAAGAGACAGAGAAAGGGUCUUUCGUGGGCGACAUCGGCAAGGACCUGGGGCUACAAUCCCCGGAACUGGCGAAGCAUGGAGUCCGCAUCGUCUCCCGAGGUAGGACGCAGCUUUUCACUCUGAAUCCGCGCAGCGGCGGCUUGGUCACCGCGGGCAGGAUAGACCGGGAGGAGCUGUGCGCCCAGAGCGCGCGGUGUGUGGUGAACUUUAACCUCCUUGUGGAGGAUGAAAUGAAGCUUUUCCCUGUUGAAGUAGAAAUAAUUGAUAUUAAUGACAACACUCCCCAAUUCCAGUUAGAAGAGCUGGAAUUUAAAAUGAACGAAAUAACUCCUCCAGGUACCAGGUUCUCUCUGCCUUUUGGGCAAGACCUUGAUGUAGGUAUGAACUCGCUCCAGAGCUAUCAGCUCAGCUCCAACCCUCAUUUCUCCCUGGAUGUACAACAAGGAACAGACACACUCCAACACCCAGAGAUGGUGCUGCAGAGUCCCCUAGACCGAGAAAAAGAAGCUGUUCACCACCUUAUCCUAACUGCCUUUGAUGGUGGCAACCCAAUCCGUUCAGGGACUCUCCGAAUUCGUGUUCAAGUGGUGGAUGUGAAUGACAACCCUCCAGCAUUUACUCAAGCGGAGUACCACAAGAGCGUCCCAGAGAAUGUCCCACUGGGCACGCGGCUGCUCAUGGUAAACGCCACUGACCCAGAUGAGGGAGCCAAUGGGGAAGUAACAUAUUCUUUUCACAAUAUGGACCAUAAAGUGGCCCAAAUAUUUCAGUUGGAUUUUUACACAGGAGAAAUAUCAAAUAAAGAACCACUGGAUUUUGAAGAAUAUAAAAUUUAUCCACUGGAAAUUCAAGCUCAAGAUGGUGCUGGGCUCAUGGCCAGAACUAAGGUGCUAAUCAAAGUUUUAGAUGUAAAUGACAAUGCCCCUGAAGUGACUGUCACCUCUGUCACCACUGCAAUCCCAGAAAACUUUCCUCCUGGGACCAUAAUUGCUCUUAUCAGUAUCCAUGACCAAGACUCUGGUAAUAAUGGUUAUGCCACAUGUUCCAUUCCUGAAACUCUACCUUUCAUAUUAGAAAAGUUGGUUGAUAAUUAUUACCGUUUAGUAACAGAAAGAACACUGGACAGAGAACUUACUUCUAGAUACAAUAUCACAGUGACAGCAACAGAUCAGGGAACUCCGAUGCUCUCUACUCAAACUCACAUUUCACUACUAGUGACAGAUGUCAACGACAAUCCCCCAGUUUUCAGUCAGGAUUCCUAUUCUGUCUACAUUCCUGAAAAUAAUCCUAGAGGGGCCUCCAUCUUCUCCGUGAUGGCCCAGGAUGCUGACAGCAGUGAAAAUGCACAAGUCACGUACUUCCUGGCUGAGGACACUAUUCAAGGGGUACCCUUGUCCUCUUACCUCUCCAUCAACUCUGACACUGGUGUCCUCUAUGCACUGCGAUCCUUUGACUACGAGCUGUUCUGGGACAUGCAACUGAGAGUGAUGGCCCGGGAUAGUGGGGUCCCGUCACUCAGCAGUAAUGCAUCUCUGCAUCUGUUUGUGCUAGACCAGAAUGACAAUACACCUGAGAUCCUGUACCCUGCCCUUCCCACCGAUGGUUCCACAGGUGUGGAGCUUGCACCCCGCUCAGCAGAGCCAGGGUACCUGGUGACCAAGGUAGUGGCAGUGGACAGAGACUCGGGUCAGAAUGCCUGGCUGUCCUACCGUUUGCUCAAGGCCAGUGAGCCAGGGCUUUUCUCAGUGGGGCUGCACACUGGAGAGGUGCGCACGGCAAGGGCGCUGAUGGACAGAGAUGCCCUCAAGCAAAGCCUCGUGGUGGUUGUGCAGGAUCACGGCCAGCCCCCUCUCUCAGCUACUGUCACUCUCACCAUAGCUGUGGCUGACAGCAUCCCAGACGUGCUAGCAGAUCUGGGCAGCAUCAAGACCCCCACCGAUCCCGAUGAUUCAGACCUCACGCUCUACCUGGUGGUGGCCGUGGCUAUUGUCUCCUGUGUCUUCCUGGUUUUUGUCAUCGUGCUGCUGGUGCUCAAGCUGCAGCGCGGGCACUCCCUGCGCCUGCUCCAGGCUUCGAGGGACUCAGCGGCGGCUAGUGCACCUGCGCCACACUUCGUGGGGCUGGACGGGGCGCGCGCCUUCCUGCAGACUUAUUCGCACGAGAUCUCGCUCACCUCGGACUCCAGGAGGAGCCACCUCAUCUUCCCGCAGCCCAACUACGCGGACACCCUCGUCAGCCAGGAGAGCUGCGAGAAAAAAGAUUUUCUGUCAGCACCCCAGUCUUUACUGGAAGAUAAAGAGGAAACAUUUUCUCAGCAAGCCCCGCCCAACACGGACUGGCGUUUCUCUCAGGCCCAGAGACCCGGCACCAGUGGCUCCCAAAACGGCGAUGAAACCGGCACCUGGCCCAACAACCAGUUCGACACAGAGAUGCUGCAGGCCAUGAUCUUGGCCUCUGCCAGCGAAGCUGCUGAUGGGAGCUCCACCCUGGGAGGGGGAGCUGGCACCAUGGGCCUGAGUGCCCGCUAUGGACCCCAGUUCACCCUGCAGCAUGUGCCUGACUAUCGCCAGAACGUGUACAUCCCUGGCAGCAAUGCCACACUGACCAAUGCAGCUGGCAAGCGGGAUGGCAAGACCCCAGCAGGUGGCAAUGGAAACAAGAAGAAGUCUGGGAAGAAGGAAAAGAAGUAACGUGGAGGCCAGGCCUAGAGCCACAGUGCAGCAGCCUCUCUCCCCAACCAGCUUCUCCUUACCUGUACCCAGGCCUCAGAAUUCCAGGGCCCACUCCCAGGAUUCUGUAGGGGCCAAGGCCAUGCUCCCCUUGAGAAAUAGAAACAAGUGCCCAGAGUCAACACCCCCUCUCCCCCCAGGGGGUUGAAUAUGCAAAGGGAGUUCUGCAGGGAACCCCCAUCCAAUCAAUUGCUGUACCCAUGGGGUAGUGGGGUUAGUACAACACCAAGAACCAUUGCCACGCCCCCUUAUUUACAGCUGAACUCCUUCAUCUUCCAAAUCAAUCAGGCCCAUCCAUCCCACCCACCCCAGUCCUUCAAAGUUCCUCUCCAGUAAGGUGGUUGGGGUGUUGAGGUACCAGGUGACCUGAAAAGGCUCAUCAUUCUGAAGAGUUGGAAGAGCAUCAUGACCUCGUUGGCCUCUCCCUCAGUUCUCCGUCUUCCCCCAAAGCAUGCUUUGGUGCCAAUCCUUUCAUCUCCUUAGAGCCUGUGACCAGUGCUCAAGUUUUGGGAGAAAAAGUCACCAUCCAUCUCCAUGGUACUGCUUGCUGGAUUUGGGGAGGGCAUUUUGCUACCAAGCCUCUUCCCCAGGCCCUGGGGACCAGUCUUUUAUUUUGUUUUUCAUUGUUUAAUGUUCCCACUGCAUGCUGUGACUUCUCUAUUCCCCUCCUCAAAUGAGAAACUCCAUUGCAUGUUCUGAGACGGUAGGGGGUGGUAACAUACAGAAGAGAAGUAUGCGCUAGCAUGUGUGUGUGGGUGGGGAGCAAUGGACAAAGCUUGAUCCAUCAGUUAGUUAACAGAGUCUUGCAGGAGCUUCUGUAUGUCCCUAGGGUACUGGCCAGAUCUCCAAAUUCCAGCCACAAACCAAACAGUAGGCUGGACCUUCACCACACACAUGCAUAUAGGCUUCAGCCCAGGCAGCCAGCUUUGGGUUGAGCUACCAGGACCAAUGGGUUUAAACUGGCAUUUCAGUGCAAGGACGCGCUGAGCGGGGGUUUAGAAGCAGGUCCCCUAGAGAGGUCAGAAGGGCUGGUCUCUGUGGGUGCUGGGUACUCCAGAGAGGUGCCACAGGUAGAAGGGCUGGAGGAGCCCCAACAGGAAAGAAGGCCCGGUUAGGCCAUUCUUGGCCCUUGGGUUGGGAGGCAAGGAGCUAGAUCCAGACCAAUGGGCAGAAAGUCUCAGCCCAUGACCCGGCUUCUCCACUGGGUCCUGGCACUCACGCCCCAGCCCUUCACCUUGCCAGGUGCCAUUUCUUCUCUGCGAAGGCCACUGCCCAGGCCCCCAAUCCGCCCCCUAGUGGCCAGAGCCUGGUUAAAAUCCCCCAGUGCCUCCUUGUGCAUAGACCUUCCUCUGUCCAUCCCUUCUGUCCCUGCGGUCCUGUUUCUCCAGUGGGGUUGCAGGAGAACCCCACCCCGGCCCUUCGGUAGUGUAGAGCUCAGUCCCCCGCCCCGGCUGGUUAGAGUAGCCAAUAGUUAGUGCGGUGUGCUUUCACGUGAUGGCGAGCGGGCAUCGGGGCGGGCUGGCGCAGCCGUCUGUCCUUGAGUCUGCCCGCAGCGGCCUGUGCUGUGUUUUGUGCUGUGUCCACGCCCUGCGGCGACCCCCUCCCCGAUACUGACUCCUAUAAGCGCUUCUCUUCGCAUAGUCACGUAGCUCCCACGCCACCCCCUUCCUGUAUCUCACGCAAGUUUUAUACUCUAAUAUUUAUAUGGCUUUUUUCUUCAAAAAAAUAAUAAAAAGGUUUCUUCUGA